Molecule: messenger RNA, 1204 nt
Organism: Suillus fuscotomentosus
Lineage: Eukaryota; Fungi; Basidiomycota; Agaricomycetes; Boletales; Suillaceae
Exons: 5
Coding region: 63-938 (291 amino acids)
Molecular function (GO): oxidoreductase activity
Source: RefSeq, a predicted model, not a curated record
ACGAUAGGACGCAUAAAAGCCACAGCCAGAGCAGGGGAUCAUUACAUUGUUAACAAGUCACAAUGACCUCUUCCAAAGUUUGGUUCAUAACGGGGUCGUCCUCAGGAUUCGGAAGAUCGAUGACAGAGUAUGCACUCAGCCGAGGCGACAUCGUAGUGGCAACCCUCCGCAAGCCACAAGUCCUAACCGACCUCGAAGCUCGAUACUCAUCAGACAAGCUCCUCGUACUCAAAGUCGACGUUACGAAGCAAGAAGAUAUCGACGAAGCAUUCGCGCGCACGCGUUCGGCGUUUGGACGGCUGGACGUAGUGUUCAACAAUGCCGGAUAUGGAAUUCUCACCGAAAUCGAAAGCACGCCGGAUGAUAAAGCGCGUGAGCUUUUCGAGACUAAUUUUUGGGGCGCGACGAACAUUAGUCGUGCUGCUGUGAAGUUUUUUAGAGAGGUGAAUGAAGUGGGAAAGGGGGGGAUAAUCCUUCAAGUUAGUUCGGCUGCUGGGUUUCAUGCGCUUCCUGGGUUGAGUUAUUAUGCUGCAUCAAAACAUGCGCUGGAGGGGUUCUCAGAUGGUCUCGCAAAAGAGCUGCCGGCUUCCUGGAACAUAAAUGUCUGCAUCAUUGAACCCGGAGGAUUCUACACAAAAGGAGCCGAAGGGGCAACGGUGUUACCGCAGCACCCAGCAUACGCCGACGAAUCCCUUCCGAGUUCCGUGCUGCGUCAGAUGCUAAAGGGUGUGGUUUUUGAAGGAGAUGCGGACAAGUUCACACAGACUGUGUAUGAGGUCGUACAGGGCGGAAAGAUACCGAAGCGGUUGCCUAUGGGUUUGGAUGCUCUUGAGAUGCUGAAUCUUAGGAUCGAGGAUUUGAAGGCAACUGUGGACGAGACGAAGGGAUGGUCAGCGGAUUUGAGGAGAGCCGAGGGGGGACUCAGAAUACGUGCCUAAAGUUGUAACAGGCAAGCACACGCGAGGGGGAGGAAGAGUCCUAUCAUUAUUGGCUCGUUAUCCAAAGGAACGGAAAUGUAAUGCUCGCAUCUCAGUGUCUGGAAGAUGACAGAGAUGCUGGGAUGACGAAGGCGUUCUUUUAAGUACGGCUAAAGUAGUAGAUACGAACAUAUUGAUUUGAGACCAAAGGCACGCCUGAAAUAACGACUCAUUGCGCUCGUACCUAGUCCGAGCAUCUGUCACACGAGUCGGUCCUGGUACCUCAC